AAACAAGGAGCCUGUAAUGUCACUCACAACCAUCUAUGUCACCCGACAUGGAUUCCGAUCAACCUGGUCCGUCGACCACAAGAAUGGCAUUUACUCCUCCAGCAUCAAAUCACCAACCGGAAUUCCUAAUGACCCAGCCCUGACCUCCUAUGGAGUCCAACAAUCCAUCGAGCUUGGGGAACAUCUAAAAACAGUUGAUCCACCAAUAGAACGUAUCUACUCAAGUCCCUACUACCGCUGUCUCCAAACCAUCGAUCCCUUCGCUGAGCAACUGUCCACCACCACCGAGGACCCAACUACAGCUCUAAUCCGUCCCGAACCCGGGUUAGGAGAGUUUUUCGGCCUUGCUGAUUUCCUUCAUCCCGUUCCUGCUUCACCGGAAAUUUUGAAGAGACAUUUUAAGCGAUUAGCUCCCUGGACUCCCUUGAUUAAACCAAAUGAGAAAGGAGAGUCGAUAGAGCAGCUUCAUGAAAGAGUUGCUUAUGCAAUGGCUAAGAUCAUUGAGUAUUCUGAGAAAGAAGAUGUAAAAGCAGUUGUUAUUUGCACGCAUGCUGCGGCUGUUAUUGCCAUUGGGAGAGUGUUGACAGGUGUCAUGCCUGAGGAUAUUACAGAAUCAGAUUUCCAUCCUUUUACGUGUAGUCUUUCGACUUUUGUGAGGAGGAAGAAGGAAGUCAUGGGUAGUGCGGUGCCCAAAUUAAGGUCAGAUGGCGGUAUUCCGAAUCUUGGAUGGAGGAAUGGGAACGGCAUUGGUGGUGGAUGGGAUGUGGUUGGAAAUGGAGAUUGUUCAUUUUUGUCUGGAGGUGCGGAGCGCGGAUGGAGCUUUAAUGGUGAUGAGUCGUUCAUACCAGAGGAAGAUCCAGAUAUGAUGGAUGAUCCACCAAUCAAGUCUAACUUAUGACCGAUGAGAAGAAGACUUUGAGAAGGUGCCCAUCAAAUAGAGUAAGAUUCAAUCUUGGAUAUGUAUGAGCAAUAUCAUGAUUGAUUUGGUGAAGAGUGGGAGAGAGCUAUUGAUGAGGUUGUCAUUGUUGCUGGUUUAUGAGCAGCCAGAGCCAAUUUGGGUAGUCGAUAGCGUGGGAGACGAGAGAAAUCCAUAUCUUGAAUGUGUUUUGGGAAAGGUAGAGUGAGUGGAACGAUCAUUUAAGAGAAGAACGAAGACUUAUAC
Messenger RNA from Mollisia scopiformis, 1162 nucleotides. RefSeq names its product phosphoglycerate mutase-like protein. Bases 17 to 898 code for a protein of 293 amino acids. The transcript has 3 exons. The record is from RefSeq and is a predicted model, not a curated record. NCBI's taxonomy places the organism in Eukaryota, Fungi, Ascomycota, Leotiomycetes, Helotiales, Mollisiaceae.